AUGCCAAUCGGAUACGGAGCCCCACCACCACCACUCGGAUCAGGAGUCGGAUCUGGAAUUGGAUAUGCUCCACCACCACCACGUCCAAUGGGAGGAGUUGGCUAUGGAGCACCACCACCACCACUGGGAGCUGGAAUCGGAGCAGGAGUGACACCAGGUAUGCCAGGAUAUGUACAACAAGCUCCUCCACUUCCAACUCAACAAUAUUCUGCCUAUGGAGGACAGCAACCAGGCAUGCCACCACCACCACAACCAUACGGUGGAUCAACCAUCUAUCCAUCUGGCUACAGUCAACAACCAUAUCCAAUCGGAACUGGAGCCACUCCAUCUGCGCCUGGAAUGUACCCGCCUGGACAAUAUCCACCACCACCAACUGGACAAUACCCACCAGGCCAGCCAUAUCCAGGAUAUCCAAGACCAUAUUAA
Caenorhabditis briggsae is the source of this 426-nucleotide messenger RNA. Lineage: Eukaryota; Metazoa; Nematoda; Chromadorea; Rhabditida; Rhabditidae. Bases 1 to 426 code for a protein of 141 amino acids. The transcript has a single exon. The record is from RefSeq and is a predicted model, not a curated record.